CACCUCUUCUCUCGGGAGGGCUGUCGUUGGGGCCGUUGAGGCAGCGGCGGCGUUGCGUCCAGAACUCCUGAUGGAGGCGGCCCGGAAUCCCCGGCCGGGGGUCUGUUGCAAGCCCGGCGGGCGGCUGGACAUGAACCACGGCUUCGUGCACCACAUCCGACGGAACCAGAUCGCUCGGGACGACUACGAUAAGAAGGUGAAGCAGGCGGCCAAGGAGAAGCCCAGGAGGCGGCACACGCCAGCGCCCGCCCGGCCCUGCAAGCCCGACCUGCAGGUGUACCUGCCGCGCCGCCGAGAUGGUUCUUCAGCCCCAGUCAACCCAGACUGUGAGGAGUCCGGUGAAAGCAGCAGUAGUGCUGGCUCUGAGCUGGAGCCAUCGGGCCGUCAGCUCUUCUGCUUAGAAUACGAGGCGGACAGUGGAGAGGUCACGUCAGUUAUCGUGUAUCAGGACGAUGACCCAGGAAGGGUGAGUGAGGAGGUGUCAGCACACACGCCUCUGGAUGCACCCAUGCGAGAGGCCCUCAAGUUGCGCAUCCAGGAGGAAAUAACAAAGCGCCAGAGCCAACGCUGAUCAGGCGGAAGGUGUGCUUUCCAGGCUGGAAUUACUGCACCUGGAAGAAUUCUGUGAGGGAGCUCACUUCUAGUUUGGGGGUGCCAGGGCCAGUCUUGUCUGAUCUUGAGCUUCCACCCCUGCUGCAAAUAUGACGGUGUCGUACAACUACACCUGGUCCACCUCCCUUGCUGUAGUUUUUUCUUAUAUGUUGACACAUUUGCCUGGUCUAACACCUUGGAAUUGUUUGA
Messenger RNA from Octodon degus (degu), 801 nucleotides. RefSeq names its product chromosome unknown C2orf68 homolog (gene CUNH2orf68). The transcript is spliced from 6 exons. The coding region runs from base 71 to 571 and encodes 166 amino acids. The record is from RefSeq and is a predicted model, not a curated record. NCBI's taxonomy places the organism in Eukaryota, Metazoa, Chordata, Mammalia, Rodentia, Octodontidae.